Messenger RNA from Jatropha curcas, 1309 nucleotides. Its product is annotated as Thioredoxin family protein. The record is from RefSeq and is a predicted model, not a curated record. Lineage: Eukaryota; Viridiplantae; Streptophyta; Magnoliopsida; Malpighiales; Euphorbiaceae. Gene Ontology annotation, cellular component: chloroplast.
UCUCUUGAAGAGAAGAUUCAAAAAUAAAGGGCCUAACUAAAUUACCUGUCACAGUCUUUAACAGGAAAGUCUCCAACUCCAAGUACUCAACACAGGAACACCAACUUCCAGUCCUCGUCGCCGGUAAAAAAUUAUGGCUGGAAUCCUCAAUAUCCCUCAAUCUUUACUUUCUCGUUCAAUUCCCGGCAACCGGAAAACACCUAGAAGGCCAAUUCCAAUUAUUAGAGCCAGCUUAGAGACUCCUCUCUCUUCUUCUUCAACUAGCGCCACAACCACCAGAGAAGAGACUUCUUUUACUGCCCCGCCUAAUUUCAAGCCGCCAGAGCCCAAGCCGUUCGCAAUCAAGUCCGGCCAGUUUCUGAACAUUCUUGGUGCUGCUCCCGCCUUGUUUUUCCGGUUGGGCACUGGUGUUUUCGUUAAUGGGUAUUCUGCGUCUUUUGUUUCCAAGAAUGAGAUUCCACCUGGCCAAUAUGCUCUAGAAGUAGCUGGUUACAAGGUGAAGGAGAGCUCAAAAGUAGGCCCUCGGCCUGAGAAGCCUAUUGAGAUAUAUGAGUUUGAAAGCUGUCCAUUCUGUCGCAAGGUUAGAGAAAUUGUUUCAGUUCUGGAUAUUGAUGUUCUAUUUUAUCCUUGCCCCAAAAAUGGUCCAACUUUCCGCCCCAAAGUUGUUCAGAUGGGUGGAAAACAGCAGUUCCCUUACAUGGUGGAUCCAAAUACUGGAACUGCAAUGUAUGAAUCAGAUGACAUAAUCAAGUAUCUGGUUGAGAAAUAUGGUGAUGGAACUGUUCCUUUCAUGCUGUCACUUGGUCUUUUAACAACUUUGACUGAAGGGUUUGCUAUGAUUGGCCGUAUGGGAAAGGGGUCAUCUUAUACUCCAUCGAAACUACCACCCAAACCACUUGAAAUAUGGUCCUAUGAGGGUUCCCCAUUCUGCAAAAUUGUCCGUGAAGCACUUGUUGAAUCAGAAUUACCACAUAUUCAGCGCAGUUGUGCUCGUGGCAGCCCAAAACGACAGGCUCUAUAUGAAAAAGCUGGACACUUUCAGGUGGAGAUUAGACUUAAUUAGUUCAUUCCCUUUUGGGCUUUCUACAAAUAAGCUCUAUAAACAUGGAAGACACCUGUCUUGUCUGAUCCUCUACUGUCUUCCUCUGUUUUGGCCGCACUGUGUUUGUAUUAUAUACAGACACACACACAAUCAAAGUUGUUUUUCUUUUCUUCUCAUUCUUUAUUAACAUAUCUAUUUUUCGCAAUUUCUCUUACUGGGUUUUGAUAUCCUUAGCCUUUGAAGCAAAUUAGUCUACAGCUUUAUCUA